AUGAGGAAGAAGACGAAGCCCGUCAGUGAUCUGUCUUCACGUGCUGGUCUCGUGUUUCCCGUCCAGCACUUUCAUCAAGCACUCGGCGACGGAAAGCUCCCGCGGGCAGUCGACGAGGAAGCGGCGGUGUUUCUCACAGCCGUGUUGGAGUUCCUUGUGGCCGAGAUCUUGACUUUGGCGGGACAAGAUGCUGUACUGAAUCAGUCAAAUAAGAUCACGUUACAUCAUCUCCCUGGACUGCAGGACAAAAGGAGAUACGCAAUGUUGUUGGAAGAAGAAAAGGAGGAGGAGGAGGAGGAGGAGGAAGAGGAAGAAGUGGUCGGUGUGACGUUAGCACCGUAG
Carassius gibelio (silver crucian carp) is the source of this 342-nucleotide messenger RNA. RefSeq names its product histone H2A-beta, sperm-like. Gene Ontology annotation, cellular component: nucleosome. NCBI's taxonomy places the organism in Eukaryota, Metazoa, Chordata, Actinopteri, Cypriniformes, Cyprinidae. Bases 1 to 342 code for a protein of 113 amino acids. Gene Ontology annotation, molecular function: DNA binding; structural constituent of chromatin; protein heterodimerization activity. The transcript has a single exon. The record is from RefSeq and is a predicted model, not a curated record.